AUGAUCAAAUCUUUGGUCAGUAAAGUGAACUCCUUAACUGUACAAGUAAAGAAGUAUAGAGGCAAAGCCUUUGUGAUUGUUAAAAAUACACCAAUGACUUGGAGAAUCAAUAAAAGUGAUUCCAAAAUGAAUUACUACACUGCCUUACUUACAGAAGUGAAUUAUUGGAGGGGGUCAAAACGAGCAUGUUUAAGUACUAAAAUAAAGCGUAAAACUAAACAUGUGAAAAAGUUAACACAGCGUGAUGAGUUCUUGUUAGUUUUGAUGAAACUUCGUUUGGGCUUACUGACAGAGGACCUUGCAGAUCGUUUUGGAAUAUCACCAUCAACAUGUUCCACAGUAUUCGUAACUUGGAUUAGAAUUAUAAGUAGAGUUUUAAGUGAUGCACUUGUUGUCUGGCUUCCAAGAGAAGCCAUUCGUGAUAACUUGCCAAAAACAUUUGCCAAAGCAGGUUAUUCCAAAUGUCGGAUUAUAAUUGAUUGUGCUGAGGUGUUCAUUGACAGACCAAAAUCCUUAACAAAUCAAGCAUCUACUUGGUCAGACUAUAAGCAUCACAACACUUUAAAAUUUCUUGUUGGUAUAAGCCAUUCUGGAUAUAUAACUUUUUUAUCUGAUUGUUAUGGUGGGCGCGCGUCCGUUAAUUUUAUUACAAAUAACUCUGGAUUUUAUGAUUUGUUAGAAAGUGAUGAUGAAGUUAUGGCAGAUCGUGGAUUUCAAAUCAGAGAAGAAUUAAUGUUACGUUUUUGCAAAUUAGUUGUUCCACCAGGUGCACGUGUAAAAAGUCAGAUUACAAAUUCAGUUUUUGUUUUUGACAUUGCAAGUAUGUCACUUAUACUGUAUAUGUCUGAUGGUUGA
Molecule: messenger RNA, 855 nt
Organism: Hydractinia symbiolongicarpus
Lineage: Eukaryota; Metazoa; Cnidaria; Hydrozoa; Anthoathecata; Hydractiniidae
Exons: 2
Coding region: 1-855 (284 amino acids)
Source: RefSeq, a predicted model, not a curated record